This is a messenger RNA of Labrus mixtus (cuckoo wrasse), 1285 nucleotides long. RefSeq names its product aurora kinase B (gene aurkb). The transcript has 9 exons. The coding region runs from base 135 to 1133 and encodes 332 amino acids. Gene Ontology annotation, cellular component: chromosome passenger complex; spindle midzone; spindle microtubule. Gene Ontology annotation, biological process: protein phosphorylation; regulation of cytokinesis; mitotic spindle organization. Gene Ontology annotation, molecular function: protein kinase activity; ATP binding. Lineage: Eukaryota; Metazoa; Chordata; Actinopteri; Labriformes; Labridae. The record is from RefSeq and is a predicted model, not a curated record.
UGACCAAUGGGAGCCUUCUGUGUUCAUUGAAAGGACCAAUCGUGAGCGCGAAGGGAAGCUUUUUGAAAACGUUGGCGGCGAAGACAGACACUGAAGGACUUUCAUCGCUGCUUUUAAAAGCGUUAAACUUCGAGAUGCAGAAUAAGGAGAAUUAUCAGCCGCAAGGUUUCCAAGGAACGUUAACAACUCCCAGCAUGGUGGGAGGACCUCAGCGUGUUCAGGUGAAGCCACGAGCAGACAUGGACAAAAAUGCUAUCACAGGUCCUGGGAGGGAUCGUGUCUGCCCGUCGUCGAGUUCAGUCUCAAAGAAAUUUUCCAUUGAUGACUUCGACAUCGGCCGGCCGCUAGGAAAGGGCAAAUUUGGCAAUGUGUACCUCGCGAGGGUAAAGGAGCUGCAGGCCAUUGUGGCCCUGAAGGUGUUGUUCAAGUCACAGAUGGAAAAGGAAAGUGUGGAGCAUCAACUGAGGAGGGAGAUCGAGAUUCAGGCACAUCUCAAGCACCCCAACAUUCUGCGCUUCUACAAUUAUUUUCAUGACCGGAAGCGAGUGUAUUUGGUGCUGGAGUACGCCCCGCGUGGCGAGAUGUACAAGGAGCUGCAGAAAUGUGGAAGAUUUGAUGAGCAACGCACGGCGACAUACAUGGAGGAGAUCUCUGACGCGCUGCUGUAUUGUCAUGAGAAGAAGGUGAUUCAUCGUGACAUCAAGCCCGAGAAUCUGCUUCUGGGCUACAGAGGAGAGCUGAAGAUAGCUGACUUUGGAUGGUCAGUCCACGCCCCGUCUCUAAGACGUCGCACGAUGUGCGGGACACUGGACUACCUCCCCCCUGAGAUGAUCGAGGGCCACACCCACAGCGAGAAGGUUGACCUGUGGUGCAUCGGGGUCCUCUGCUACGAGUGCUUAAUCGGAAACCCACCUUUUGAAACUGCCAGCCACUCAGAAACAUACAAACGGAUUACAAAGGUGGAUUUGAAGUUCCCUAAAGUCAUCUCUGAUGGAGCACGGGAUCUGAUCUCUAAGCUGCUCCGCCACAACCCCAUUGACCGUCUCUCACUACAGAGCGUCAUCGACCACCCCUGGGUGCGCUCCAACUCCCGCCGGGUCCUACCCCCCAUCUGCCCAGCAGGGAAAUCCUGAGUCCACGUGGCGGGGCUGCUUACCCCCCUUCCCACUGAGGGGUCUUCAGACUAACAUGGCACAUCUGCUGAUUGGUUUAAAUGCACAGAAUCUUCUAUUGUACAGUGUGAUGUCAUUAUCUAUGUGGUGUUUCCUGUCUUUGUCUUUCUCUU